ACUGUCGCUUCACAUUUCAUAUAGAAAUUCUAAAAAAUAAAUUUAUAAUCUAUUUAUUUCUUUUACCAUAUGUCCGCAUAGUCUGAAUCCCAAUCAUGCCGGAUUUUUUGAAAACCUUUAAAGUUCUAAUGGUAUCUAAACAAAGGUUCCUACAGAAAAAAGUUAACCGACAAAGAAGAGAAAAUGUUGCGAGAUCUAUGGCAGGUCAAUUGGACAUGUCCAUGGAUUCAAUGGAAGAGACCAGAUUUCGAAAAAGAAACCAAUAUUUAAUCCACAGGCUAGAAAAAAGACUUCACUUCAACUACUUGGAGUUAGAAUGCCUGUUAAUCAUGUAUUACAAACUUCAGAAAGAAGGACAGGCUUCCAAUCCUAAACAAGAAGGUGUUACAAAAAUACAGUUUAGAGACGUUUUGCACUGUGCCUUGGAUAUGACAGAUGACAGCCUGAUGGACAGGGUAUUUCUUGCAAUAGAUAAAGGUCCAAGUGCCUGUAUAUCCAUGGAGACAUGGGCUACAGCUCUCUCACUAUUUUUGAGAGGAACUCUCGAUGAGCAGAUUCAAUUUUGUUUUUCAGUAUAUGAUAUCAUGGGUGAUGGGAUAUUGGCAAGAGACACUAUAUUCCAAUUAUUAAGAACCUCAAUGAUAAGUCAAAGUGGAGAAGAAGAUGCUGAAGAAUCAGCUAGAGACAUGAUUGAAGUAAUUACCAAAAAAAUGGACAUAGACAGAGACGGGAAAAUUUCAUUUCAAGAUUAUAGACAAUCAGUCACGAAAAACCCAAUGCUACUGGAAGCUUUCGGGCAAUGCUUGCCCUCACGCAUUGCAGCAUAUUCAUUUCUUUGUACAUUCGCGGAAAUAGCGGAUACUCUGUAACCUUUUAAUAUGUAUAUAUCGAAAAAAAUUCAAGCAAAUUAAA
This is a messenger RNA of Sitophilus oryzae (rice weevil), 912 nucleotides long. RefSeq names its product EF-hand calcium-binding domain-containing protein 1-like. The transcript is spliced from 5 exons. Lineage: Eukaryota; Metazoa; Arthropoda; Insecta; Coleoptera; Curculionidae. The coding region runs from base 96 to 869 and encodes 257 amino acids. Gene Ontology annotation, molecular function: calcium ion binding. The record is from RefSeq and is a predicted model, not a curated record.